GCUUCCUCCCACUCCCUGCCCUACAAAUUGUCCGGGUGGCGGUGAUGGGGCAAAGUGGUUGCCUGCCUCCCUCUCUGUGGCGCGCGAGUUUCCCUUCUCGGGAGCAAGGGCGGCACACUCGGCUCCCUUCCCGCCUACCACCUCUUAAGCUUCCUUGGCCCAGGUAGUGAGGUAGGACUUGGCGCCAGGCCAAGAGCAGAGGCUUUAAAGAAAAAGCCCUCCCCGUCGCCUCCUUUCCUCUCCAGCCAGCGCUCGCUCAAGCAGGACCAUCAGCACCAUCUCCGGGCGCCACAAUGGAGAAAAAUAGAGGAUCAGGAAGCAAAGUGCCCGGUUGCUUUGGCUACCCACUCAGCAUCUUCUUCAUAGUCACCAAUGAAUUCUGCGAAAGAUUCUCCUACUAUGGAAUGCGAGCUGUGCUUGUGCUCUACUUCAAGUAUUUUCUCAACUGGGAUGAUAAUCUUGCUACAGCCAUUUACCACACGUUUGUUGCCCUCUGCUACCUAACGCCUAUACUUGGAGCACUCGUAGCUGACUCCUGGCUGGGAAAGUUCAAGACCAUUAUUUCCUUGUCCAUUGUUUACACAGUUGGACAAGCUGUCUUGUCUAUAGGCUCCAUAAAUGAUUUGCUGGAUCAAAACCGGGAUGGUGCCCCAGAUGACUUAAAGAUUCCCAUAGCUUUGUCUAUGAUCGGCUUGGUUCUUAUUGCUUUUGGAACUGGUGGAAUCAAGCCUUGUGUAGCGGCCUUUGGUGGAGAUCAGUUUGAGGAUCAUCAGGAAAAACAAAGAAACAGGUUCUUCUCUAUAUUUUACCUGUCCAUUAAUGCUGGAAGCCUUCUGUCUACUAUAAUCACCCCAAUUCUUAGAGGAGUAGAAUGUGGAAUUCACACCAGGCAAAAAUGUUACCCUCUUGCAUUUGGUGUUCCUGCUAUUCUAAUGGCUGUUGCGCUGAUUGUCUUUGUAGCUGGAAGUAUAAUGUACAAAAAAGUUGAACCUCAAGGCAACAUAAUGGUCCAAGUCGCUAAAUGCAUUGCGUUUGCUGUUGGAAACAGAUUCAGACAUCGUAGCAAACAAUUUCCCAAGAGGGAGCACUGGUUGGACUGGGCUAGUGAGAAGUAUAAUAAACGACUUAUUGUCCAGACUAAGAUGGUCUUGAAAGUGCUGUUCCUUUAUAUUCCUCUCCCCAUGUUUUGGGCACUAUUUGAUCAGCAGGGAUCACGAUGGACAUUGCAAGCCACAACAAUGGAUGGAGAUUUUGGCCUUGUUCAGAUUCAGCCAGACCAGAUGCAGACUGUAAACCCAAUCCUCAUUGUUAUAAUGGUCCCAGUUGUAGAUGCUGGCAUUUAUCCUCUAAUUAAGAAAUGUCGCUUAAAUUUCACGCCUCUGAGGAAGAUGACAGUUGGCAUGUUGCUGGCAGCUUUGGCUUUUGUUGUUGCUGCUGUGGUGCAAGUGGAAAUAGAUAAAACUCUUCCAGUUUUUCCUGUUGCAGGCCAUUCCCAAAUCAAAGUAAUAAAUCUGGGAAACAAUAAUGCAUCAAUUCGUUUUAACGGUACCGGGAAGGCUGUUGAUGUGGGUUCUUUGAUUGCAACAGACUACAUCCCCUUUGAAACAGCAGAGUUAAACGAUAUAUAUAUACACUACGGGAAUGCAACUCUAAGGAAAUCAUUUCUUUAUGUGGGAAAAGAACGUCACACUCUUCAGAUAACAAAUAGAGCUGGGAUACAUGCUGAACUGCUUAUGGAUGGCAUCACAAAAAAACCAGAUCAAGGAAACAAUGAGAUCAGGUUCAUAAACAACAUGGAUUCAGUUAUUAAUAUCACUAUGGAUGGUGUUGCAUUUGGAGAAGUGACGUAUUUGUCUGCAACAAACUACACAGCUUUCCAAAGAGGGGAAAAAAAAAUUACAGUUACCAGCAAUCUUCAUGAAUGCAAAAACAACUCUAUGGUAUUUGGAUAUGGCAGCGCUUAUACUAUUAUAAUAGAGGAGUGUGCCAGCGAUGGAUUAAGCCUCACAUAUGUUGAAGAUAUUCAGCCCAACACAAUCAGUAUGGCUUGGCAAAUUCCUCAGUAUUUCAUUAUUACUUGUGCUGAAGUUGUCUUCUCGGUCACUGGACUAUCGUUUUCAUACUCACAGGCACCUGCAAACAUGAAGUCUGUGUUGCAAGCUGGGUGGCUGUUGACUGUGGCUGUGGGCAAUAUCAUUGUUCUUAUUAUAGCUGGAGCUUCAAAAAUUACUGAACAGUGGGUAGAAUACGUUCUGUUUGCAUCUUUACUUGUCGCAGUUACUGUUAUUUUUGCCAUCAUGGCCUAUUUUUACAUCUAUGUGGACCCAGCUGAGGUUGAAGCUCAACUGGUAGAGGAUGAAAAGAAGGGAGAAAAGGAAAAAGCAGUUUAUGAAAAUGGAACUGGACCUGUCAUACAGACUCAGAUGUGAGCAUAUACUAAAGGUUGAAUGAAAAUAUAAACUGUCAUCCAUACAACUGUAUCUCUAGUCUGAUACCAUUAAGUGCCGCUCUCUCACUGGGAAGGGAUAAAGAGCACCAUCAAAAUGCACACACCCUCCCAAGGGUGAAGAUUUGGAAGUCUGCUCUCUUGUGAAGAAAAUGAGAAAAACCCAGUUCUUUCUCAGCAGAAUUUGCACUUCAAAAAAGGAUCUGAACGUAAUUGCACUUGGCCACAAUGAAAAGACAUUCAAAGUAUUAUUUUUAUACAGAACUACUUUAAUUUUAUACUACAGAAGAAGGCAAGUACUCCCAGAUCAAGGCACUUGUGUCUCUCAUGCAACAUAUUGGCCCAAGUGGGCUUUAGAGGCACUUUGAUAUGCUGCCCUGCAAACAAUGAUUGUAUUAUAUACUGUAUGUACUUUUCCCGUAAACACAUAUCUGAGCCAGUUGAAUGUUCAUGACCCUCGUAUUGCACUAGAUACCUCUUCCUCUAUUUUCUGCCAGAGGACUGCCAAAACUAGCUUCAGGUGCCCAUUGGGGUAGAGAUGAACAAAGAGAAUUGCAUCAGAAAGAAGCAAAGGUGAUUGAAAUAAAACUUGGAA
Messenger RNA from Rhineura floridana, 3041 nucleotides. It is a transcript of the gene SLC15A1, whose product is annotated as solute carrier family 15 member 1. The coding region runs from base 294 to 2429 and encodes 711 amino acids. The record is from RefSeq and is a predicted model, not a curated record. Gene Ontology annotation, biological process: oligopeptide transport; transmembrane transport. Lineage: Eukaryota; Metazoa; Chordata; Lepidosauria; Squamata; Rhineuridae. Gene Ontology annotation, molecular function: dipeptide transmembrane transporter activity. Gene Ontology annotation, cellular component: membrane. The transcript has 23 exons.